Messenger RNA from Toxotes jaculatrix (banded archerfish), 2262 nucleotides. RefSeq names its product negative elongation factor complex member C/D (gene nelfcd). The transcript has 15 exons. Gene Ontology annotation, molecular function: RNA binding. Gene Ontology annotation, biological process: negative regulation of transcription elongation by RNA polymerase II. Gene Ontology annotation, cellular component: nucleus; NELF complex. The coding region runs from base 171 to 1910 and encodes 579 amino acids. The record is from RefSeq and is a predicted model, not a curated record. Lineage: Eukaryota; Metazoa; Chordata; Actinopteri; Toxotidae.
GUGGCCUGAAUCUUACCGUCUCGCCAUUUUCCUCCUGUUGUUGUUAGCUUGCUAGCAAACUAAGCUAGCUACCUCCAGCAUCAUCCGCGGGAAAAAAGAACGCACGUCAAGAUUAAAAACUCACAGCUGGGUUAGUGUUGCUAAGUUAGAGUUACUUCUUUCCCGUCAUCAUGGACGAGGAAUAUUACAGCGGUGGAGGAGACUGGGAGGGCACGGACAGUACCAUGGAGGAUGGUUAUGUUGAAGGAGAAAAUGAUGGAAAAAUCCAGGAGGAUUGUCUGCAGAAAUUCUCCAGCAGGGACUACAUCAUGGAGCCUGCGAUUUUCAACACCCUCAAAACGUAUUUCCAAGCGGGUGGCUCUCCAGAACACGUUAUCCAGCUUCUGUCUGAAAACUACUCUGCCGUGGCUCAGACCGUUAACCUGUUGGCUGAGUGGCUCAUCCAGAUGGGUGUAGAGCCUGCUCAGGUCCAAGAGAGAGUAGAAAAUCACCUCAAGAGUCUCCUCAUAAAGCACUUUGACCCCCAGAAGGCAGAUUCCAUUUUCACUGUUGAGGGAGAGACUCCUGCCUGGCUCGAGCAGAUGAUAGCACACACUACAUGGAGGGAUCUCUUCUAUAAGCUGGCAGAGGCUCACCCCGACUGCCUGAUGCUCAACUUCACUGUAAAGCUCAUUUCAGAUGCUGGUUACCAGGGUGAGAUCACCAGUGUGUCCACAGCGUGUCAGCAGCUAGAAGUUUUCUCCCGGGUACUGAGAACAUCUUUGGCCACGCUGCUGGAUGGAGGAGAGGAAAACCUGGAGAAGAACCUGCCAGAAUUUGCUAAGAUGGUGUGUCACGGUGAGCACACCUACCUCUUCGCCCAGGCAAUGAUGUCCAUCCUGGCUCAGGAGGAACAGGGCGGCUCAGCUGUUCGUCGGAUCGGCCAGGAGGUGCAGAAGUCCGCACACGAGAGAGGUCAUGAUGCCAGCCAGAUAACCCUCGCACUCGGAACAGCAGCAGCCUACCCACGAGCCUGCCAGGCACUGGGUGCCAUGUUGUCUAAAGGAGCCCUGAAUCCUGCAGAUAUCACAGUUCUGUUCAAGAUGUUCAGCAGCAUGGACCCGCCUCCUGUGGAGCUGAUCAGAGUGCCUGCCUUUCUGGACCUGUUCAUGCAGUCACUGUUUAAACCUGGAUCAAAGAUCAACCAAGACCACAAACACAAAUACAUCCAUAUCCUGGCCUACGCUGCCAGUGUGGUCGAGACAUGGAAAAAGAACAAGCGAGUUAACAUCAAUAAAGACGAGCUGAAGUCGACAUCUAAGGCCAUAGAGACUGUUCACAACCUGUGCUGCAAUGAGAACAAAGGAGCCACAGAGCUGGUGGCUGAACUCGGCACUUUGUACCAGUGCAUCCGGUUUCCAGUGGUUGCCAUGGGGGUUUUAAAGUGGGUGGACUGGACGGUGUCUGAGCCGCGCUACUUUCAGCUCCAGACCGACCACACUCCAGUACAUUUAGCUCUGUUAGACGAGAUCUGUACGUGUCACCAGCUGCUGCACCCGCAGGUCCUCCAGCUGCUCAUCAAACUGUUUGAGACGGAGCACUCCCAGCUAGACGUCAUGGAGCAGCUGGAGCUGAAGAAGACUCUGCUGGACCGAAUGGUUCAUCUGCUGAGUCGUGGCUACGUGCUGCCCGUAGUUGGUUAUAUUCGAAAGUGUCUGGAGAAACUCAACACGGAUAUCUCCCUCAUCAGAUACUUUGUCACUGAGGUGCUGGAUGUGAUUGCACCUCCCUACACUUCAGACUUUGUUCAGCUCUUUCUGCCCAUCCUGGAGAACGACAGCAUCGCAGGGACGAUCCGCACGGAGGGAGAACAUGAUCCCGUUGCUGAGUUCAUUGCCCAUUGCAAGUCAAACUUCAUCAUGAUUAACUGACCUGGAAAAGGACACUGGAAACAUUCUUGUUGGAGACUGUACCAAGAAGAUGUAACAGGUACAGAUGAUCUGUGAUCUCGAUGAUAACCAAAUGUUCCCCUUGAUGUUGAGGGACGUUGCUUGGAGACCGGACAGACUUUUUAGUUUGACCAAGCAAACAAGGAUUAGUUUCUAUUGAGGCAACAAAAAUGCAAAUGUCACUGAGCUGGUAGAAUGAUGGAAAAGUACGGUAAUCAGACAAGAGGAGAAGCUCUGAAGAUGCAGCUAAAUGUUUUUCUUUUUCACCUGUAUAUUUGAUUUUCUAUAUUUUAUGAUGGUUUGAGCUAUUUUAAAAUAAAAACCAGAAUAUGUA